Opisthorchis viverrini is the source of this 432-nucleotide messenger RNA. RefSeq lists its product as hypothetical. The record is from RefSeq and is a predicted model, not a curated record. Bases 1 to 432 code for a protein of 143 amino acids. The transcript has a single exon. Lineage: Eukaryota; Metazoa; Platyhelminthes; Trematoda; Opisthorchiida; Opisthorchiidae.
AUGGUUCUUAGGGUCCUCGCAGAGAGUGAAGACAAUGUGGAGAAUGCAGCCAUGGGCAAGAUGUCCAGUUCAUACGGUAUGAUCUCCUCGAGCAAACCUGAUCAUCCUGUUGCUGAAUCAAGUGAGCUCUUCCCAGAAGGACACAGGUGCUACACUGCUCAACUUGACAGUGUCAGGCGAUGGAUGGAAACGCGGUGUAUUUCUCUAACUAGUGCGGCCGGGAAAGCUUUAUCUACUGUCCUGACUGAUCCGGCUUAUUAUUGGUCACCCACGGAUAUGGUCACCACGAACAUAUGCCGUCAGUUAAUGCCUGCAUUGCUGGCAAACACCCGAAGACGUCUGAGACAGCGGAGGUGUAAUUUCAAGGUCUCAGAGUGGGACUACUGGCCUGGCCGUUUUGUAGAGGUGCAUUUUAGCCUCAUUGGAAUUUAG